GCAGCCAGCUCCUGUCGUCGGGGCGAUAGAGAAACUUGUCAGAAACUGGGAAGCAUAUCUGGGGAAAAUCUUCGGAAUGGAUAAAUAUAUUGUGCUAGCGGUCUUCACCGCUUUCUGGCUGCUCUUUGCCGUGGGCGGUUGGCUGGUGGCCAUGCGAUACGAGGACAAAGGAGUCAUCCGAUGCUGCGUUGUACUGACAGCUGCCUGCUGCUAUCUCGUCUGGCUGGUCACUUUCCUAAUGCAGCUGAAUCCUUUGAUGGGGCCACGGGCCGACCAAAUGGUAAUCUACGCCAUCAUGAGCUACUGGGAGAACUCCUUCAUUCAUUCGGAACCCGAUCCUUAAAAAUAUAUUUAUUUAUGAAU
This is a messenger RNA of Drosophila subobscura, 363 nucleotides long. RefSeq names its product V-type proton ATPase subunit e 2 (gene VhaM9.7-d). The transcript has a single exon. The record is from RefSeq and is a predicted model, not a curated record. Gene Ontology annotation, biological process: proton transmembrane transport. Gene Ontology annotation, molecular function: proton-transporting ATPase activity, rotational mechanism. The coding region runs from base 77 to 343 and encodes 88 amino acids. Gene Ontology annotation, cellular component: proton-transporting V-type ATPase, V0 domain; plasma membrane proton-transporting V-type ATPase complex. Lineage: Eukaryota; Metazoa; Arthropoda; Insecta; Diptera; Drosophilidae.